GCUUCCCGCGCUCGCGGGGGACACACGUGACACCGCGGCACACGUGACAACACAGGCCACGUGACUGCCCUGAGCCACGUGACGCAGGCCGGGAGAGCGGCGGAGCGGGAGCGGAGCGGUGCAGCCAUGGUGUCCAGAAAGCAGCUGGCAGACUUUGGCUACAAGGCCUUCUCGGGCUCCAUGAUGCUGCUGACGGUGUACGCCGGUUACCUGUGCAGUGUGCGUGUGCAGAGGAUGCUGCAGCAGCGCCGCCAGCGGGAGAGCACGCCUGGCCCUGAGAGCUGAGCCUGUCCUGGGGCUGGGGCUGAGCCUGAGCCUGUCCUGGGGCUGGGGCUGAGCCUGAGCCUGUCCUGGGGCUGGGGCUGAGAGCUGAGCCUGUCCUGGGGCUGGGAGCUGAGCCUGUCCUGGGG
Molecule: messenger RNA, 410 nt
Organism: Zonotrichia leucophrys gambelii
Lineage: Eukaryota; Metazoa; Chordata; Aves; Passeriformes; Passerellidae
Product: cytochrome c oxidase assembly protein COX14 homolog
Exons: 2
Coding region: 127-285 (52 amino acids)
Source: RefSeq, a predicted model, not a curated record